GCUGCUAUGUGCGAUCAAUGAUCUUAUACUGGGACUCAAAAGCCUGAGGACAGAGAGUAACCGCUGAGAGCGGGCCAUGCUGUUCUCGGAAAGGUAAUGAGCCGUAAAGCCCUUGGGUCUCGGCUUAGCAGCGCCCACAAACUGCAGCGAAACUGGAAUGAUUGGCAGCCCAGAGGUGACAGUGUGUCAGCCAGCCAGGACGGUGUGAAGUGCAGCGCCUCCCGAGACCUCGGCCCUGCAGCUCUCUAUGACGCGGUGCCCUCGGACUGCCCUGGCUCCCCACCUUCACUGCGCAGUGAUGCCUAUGUAUCUACAGAUCCACUUGAAGAAGAGGGUGGAUAUGAAGCUGGUAGAGGUCCGUGUGACAUUACAUUUGGUUGGAAGUCGCUGGGGGAAGAGUUGAGGCUCAAUGACGUGACGGCGGAUUUGACUCCUUUUCAGCAUGGAAACCGUGCUUUAGCUUCAAAGGACAUGAGGAAAUCACAGGACAGAGGCAUGGCUCACUCAGAGGAGUCUCGGCUGGCCAACCUCCUGCGCCGCGUUUCCCGAGAAGAUGACCGGGAUCGCAGGCUUGCCACCCUCAAACAAUUGAAGGAGUUCAUCAGCCACGUUGAAAACAAAGUGGCUCUGGUGAAACAGUUGGAUACCAUCCUUAGUACUCUUAAUGACAUUUUGAAUGAAAGUAGUAAGCUGUUGUGGGAGAUGAGGCAGGAGGCAGCAGCUUGCCUUGGCCUGCUCUGUACAGCGUUAAGCUACGAAGCUGAGCGUAUCUUCAAGUGGCUCUUCCUAAAGUUCAGCUCAUGUGGCCGCGAGGAAGUCAAGCUGCUGUACUUGGUGGCAGUAUACCGUGCCCUGGAGGCAGCUGGCGAGAGAAAGGCCUUUUCGCCUGUCAUGCAGCUGGUGAUGAGCAGCCUGCAGUCCAUCUUGGAGAACUUGGACACCCCAGAAUUGCUGUGUCAGAGUGUUAAGUGUAUUCUGCAGGUGGCCCGCUGCUAUCCACAUGUCUUCAGCACCAACUUCCGGGACACAGUGGAUAUCUUGGUUGGAUGGCACAUUGAUCACACACAGAGGCAGUCACUAACUCUUCAAGUCUCAGGGUGGCUGCAGAGUUUGGAGCAGUUCUGGGUGGCAGACUUGACCUUCUCCACCACCUUGCUUGGACAGUUCCUGGAGGAUAUGGAAGCCUAUGCAGAGGACCUGAGUCACGUAGGGUCAGGGGAGAUCCUUGACGAAGACAUUCCUCCGCCCAUGGUAUCAUUGCCCAAACUGGCAGCAUUGCUACGGGUCUUCAGUACUGUGGUUCGCAGCAUUGGAGAGCGCUUCAACCCAAUUAGGGGCCCCCCUAUCACAGAGGCCUAUGUGACAGAUGUCCUAAACCGGGUCCUGGUGUGUGUGACCACAGCCAAGCAGGUACUAUUCUCAGAAGCAGUGCUUACAGCGGGCAACGAGUGUGUUAGUGUGUUGCUGAUGAGCCUGGAACCCUCUGCCCAGCUAAUGGAGGCCAUUUUAGCUUAUGGGCUAGACCAGCUGGACUGCUGCAGAGCCUGUGGUUCCGAUUACAGUCUGGCUGUUCUCAGCCUACUAACCCUGAUUGUGGACCAGAUCAACACAAAGCUGCCUGCAUAUUUUGUGGAGAAACUACUGGCACCCAGCUCGCAACUAUUGGAGCUCCGCUUCCACCAGGAAAAAGAGGUGAUGUCAGCCACUCAUGGCGUCUAUCAGGCCCUCCUAAGCCUUAAGAACAUCCCCACCCUGGAGGCAGCCUACAAGUUGGUGCUGGGAGAGAUGUCCUGUGCUCUCUCGAGCCUUAUGGUGCCCCUAGAACUCAACAGCACGGGUCCAAACCAGACCUCAGUCUGCCCCUGCCCUGAAAUCCGGCACCCUGCCUUUGCCUCUCUAACCCUGCCCCCAGAGCGGGCCCAGUUCAUUCUCAUUUUUAACCUCAGUGCCCUCACCACCAUUGGCAACACUAAGAACUCUCUCAUUGGGAUGUGGGCCCUGUCUCCCACGGUGUUUGCCCUGCUCAGUCAGAACCUGAUGGUGGUUCACUCUGAGCUGGCUAUCUACCAUCCUGCCGUCCAGUACGCUGUGCUCUAUACUCUUUACUCCCACUGUACAAGGCACGAUCACUUCAUCUCAUCCAGCCUGUCGUCGUCAUCUCCCUCGCUGUUUGAUGGCGCAGUCAUCAGCACUGUUACCACAGCAACAAAAAAACACUUCAGCACGCUGCUGAGCCUUCUGGGAACCUUACUGGCCAAAGAGCACCUCUACUCCGAGGCCAGGAAGCUGUUGCUGACCUGGGCCCAGGAGAUCUCUUUGCUGUUGAAGAAGUCUGAUACCUAUACCCCCCUUUUUACCCUGCCCUCCUUCCACAAGUUCUGCAAAGGCCUGCUGGCUAACGCACUCAAUGAAGAGCCAAGCAUCUGCCUACAAACGUGCAACAGCUUGCAGGUCCUCUCCUCAUCCCUGUCCACAGAGCUAUUGCAGAGAUGUGUGGAUGUAUGCAGAGUACAGCUGGUGCACUCGGCUGUGAGGGUGAGGCAAGCCUACAGCAAGCUGCUCAGGACAAUCCCCUUGGAUGUUGCGCUCGGUAACCAAAGCCAUCCAGAAAUGGGGGAGAUCUCUUUGGCCAUCCGCCGCCAAAUGAGUCGAGCACCAAGCAACACCUUUCACCCUCAGGAUUUUAGUGAUCUCAUCAGCUUCAUACUAUAUGGGGCCCUGCACCGUGGAGGCAAGGAGCCCUGGUUGGAGCGCCUGUAUCAUAGUUGCCAGCGGCUGGAGAAGCGGGAGGGCAGAGGAAGUGGAGAGGAAGGAGGUGGCAGUGGAGCGGGCUGUGUGCCGCGGUCCCUGUUGAAAACCGAGGCGGUCCUGUGGCAGUGGGCUGUGUGGGAAGCUGCACAGUUCACCGUGUUGUCCAAGCUCCGCACGCCACUGGGCCGUGCCCAGGACACCUUCCAGACCAUUGAGGGUAUGAUCCGCAGCCUGGCAGCCCACAGCCUCAACCCGGAGCAACAGGAGCUCGGGGCAUGGAGUGGGACUGGAGGGGACAGUGACAGCCACCACUCCAACCAGCUGCGCUUGUCUCUGCUGCUGCAGUUCUUGGAGGACCUUGAGAAGCUCAUGUAUAAUGCCUAUGAGGGCUGUGCUAAUGCCCUCACUGCUCCACCAAAGGGCAUUAGGACAUUUUUCUACACCAACCGUCAGACAUGUCAGGAUUGGCUGACCAGGAUCCGGCUGGCCCUGAUGCGGGUUGGCCUUCUGUCUGGCCAGCCUGCUGUCACUGUGCGACAUGGUUUUGACCUACUCACUGAGAUCAGAAGCAGCAGCACCCAGGGUUCUGAGUUGGAGGUUCCUCUGAUGAUGCUGGUAGAGGCUUUGUGUGAGAUGCGUUGUCCAGAGGCUAUUCAGGGACUAGCGGCCUGGAGCCUCUCAAAUACCGGCAAGAGUCUGGCAUGGCUCACCUCCGUGGCCCUACAAGCUGAAGGACGAUUUGAGAAGGCUGCUAUGGAGUACCAAGAACAGCUGUCUGCCGUAACAGGGAUGGACUGCUCCAUCAAAGGCUUUGAUCGUACCCUGCUCAUGCUGUCCAGCUCUAGCAACAGCACCAAUACCAGUCCCAAACACACAGGCAUCGGCGAUGGCAAGAAGACGUUGCUGCUCAAGUCCAAUGAGUGUUCCCCAGAGGUACUCAACUUCCUGGCCAACAAAGCCUGUCAGUGCUACAUAGCACUUUCUGACUGGACAUCUGUGCAGGAGUGGCAGGCCAAAAUCCAUGCCCUCAAGAAAAAUGCCACCAACCCAGCAAAUGUCCACCUCAAGACCGACUUCAAUUACAUACAGGCCCUCAGCUCCUUUGAGGAAGGAGACUUUACUGAAUGUAGAACCCAGCUGGAGCUGCUGCCUGGAGAAGACUAUGGCCUGCUCAACUCCACUACCGCCAAGGAUAAGCUGGAUUUGAAGAGGUUGCUGCCUUCAGUAUUGAGUCCAGACCCGUCUGAACUCCAGAAAGCCAUUGAGGUGCAGCUCCUACGCAGUUCUGUGAGUGCCUUUAUGUUAGCCAGUCACCAGCAAGAGCAGAAGACCACAGCCACUUCAGAUACUCUGGUGCGCUAUCUGAAGCAGAUAGGCCGGAUCUCCCUGGGCCCUCUACGUUUGUCCACCCUCACUCUGUCUGACUCCUUGCCAACCCUCCCCGCCCUACAGUUACACUGUGCUGCAGCUCUGGAGAAAACACUCACUGCACAAGAGGACUGUAUGAUACCUCUGUAUUGUGAGGCUCUGAGCUCCUGUAAACAGCAGGAUGUCCAGCCCUGGCUCCAUGCCCUCAGAUACACAGUCUUCCAGAAACAUCUCCUGCUUAAACUCAAAGGUUCUUCUGCCCCCUUAGAUGGCCACCUAAUGGAGCUGUGUCUGACCGCUGUCAAAUUUGCCCGGAAAAAGGGAAACAUCGUGCUGGCAACUCGCCUCCUCAACCAGUGCAGUGAUGCUGAGGGCAAAGGAGGAGAGGAAACAGAGGAACUUAGCAAGGCCUUCAAGCAUCUGACCCUAGACGGCGCUGUUGGUGAGAAGUGGGGGGCAGAGCUACAGAUAGAAAAAGCCAAAGUGCUCUGCACCGCAGGUCAGUCUGUGGCAGCCAUGGAGAUGCUGAGCUCAUGCGCACUUUCCUACUGCCAUCAGGGGAAGUGUGAACGUGCUGCGUGCCGGUCGGUUCUCACUCUGUGCAAGUGGCUGCUGGCUGACUGGAAGGACCUGACCCCACAACUUAAACAGGUGGUAAAGGGCUCAGGAGCAUUUAACACAGCCAACCCUGGCACUGCUGGCAAUUUGUCUCUUCUAAGCCGCAACAUUGCUGCACUGUUAGAAUUGCCCAUGGAGGACCAAGGUAUUCCCCACAUCACUGCUGAGACCACAGUGAGUGUGGGUGUGGGGGAGCCAGACUUUGUGCUGGGCCAGCUCUACCAGCUCUCGACCAACCAGGCUCCAGAAGUUGCCAAGUCCUGGGCUGCCCUGGCCAGCUGGGCUUAUCGCUGGGGCAGGAAAGUGGUUGAUAAUGCCAGCCAAGGCGAGGGUGUACCCCUCCUCCCUGCAGAGAAGAGUGAGAUUGAGGAACUACUACCAGCGACUACCAGCAAAGAGGACAAAGAUGCCUUCUUCAGCAUCCUUGGACAGGCAAUGUGUCGACCUGCUGGCAUACAGGAUGAAGACAUGGCCCUGCAGCAGGAGGAAGAUGAUGAGGACGAUAUGGUGGAUGUUAUCUGGCGCCAGCUGCUAGCGUCCUGUCCCUGGCUAGAAGAGGCAGGCCAAGCGGUCACUGACGGCUUGAUCAGAGUAUGGAGGCGAGUGGUAGACCGUAUCUUCAGCCUCUACCGGGUGUCCUGUAGGGCAUAUUUCACAUUCCUUAAGCUCAAUGCCGGACAGAUGCCCAUUGACGAAGAAGACCCCAAACUCCUGUUGUCUAAUCAGAACGGUAAGCAGAGCAAUGACGACGUGAUAGUCAUGGCAACACUGCGUCUCCUCCGCCUCCUAGUGAAGCAUGCUGGCGAGCUGAGAGAGGAGCUAGAGCUUGGCCUGGCAUCCACUCCCACAGCACCCUGGAGAGGCAUCAUCCCCCAGCUGUUUUCUCGUCUUAACCACCCAGAAGCAUACAUCCGACAGAGCAUCUGCAGCCUGCUUUGUCGAGUGGCCCAAGACUCUCCACAUCUCAUCCUCUACCCUGCAAUAGUGGGCUCACUCUCCCUGGGAGGGGAGGCCCAGAAUGCAGGGAGCAAGCUUCCCUCGGCCCUACCCACUUUUUUAGGAAACAUGCAGAGAGAGGGCCUGGGAGACGAGGAGGAGGAGGAGCAGCCAGGCAGCCAGCCUACCUCUCAGGAGAGCAGUGGUGGAGGAGGAGGUGGAGGGGAACUAGCGGCACUAUGCUCCAGCCAGGACCAAGCCAUGAUGCAGGACUGCUACAGCAAGAUUGUAGAAAAGCUGUCAUCAGCCAACCCUACCAUGGUGCUGCAGGUGCAGCUGCUGGUGGGUGAGCUGCGCAGAGUAACCCUGCUGUGGGAUGAGCUCUGGCUGGGGGUCUUACAGCAGCAGCACAUGCAUGUUCUACGCAGGAUUCAGCAGCUUGAGGAUGAAGUCAAGAGGGUGCAGAACAACAACACCUUGCGCAAGGAUGAGAAGAUGGCCAUUAUGCGUGAGAAGCAUUCAGCACUUAUGCGUCCAGUGGUGUUUGCCUUGGAGCAUGUCCGCAGCAUCACAGCAGCUCAAGCAGAGACACCACAUGAGACCUGGUUCCAACAGAGCUAUGGGGAUGCCAUUACAUCUGCUCUAGAGAGACUCAAGAGCCCCCAUAACCCAGCCAACCCUGCCAGCAGUUGGGCUCCCUUCAGACAGAUCAUGAUGAGCCUGCAGCAACGUUCACAAAAGCGAGCAAGUUAUCUGCUGCAGCUGAAUGAAAUUAGCCCUCGCCUGGCAUCCAUGGCCACCACAGAAAUGGCCCUGCCUGGUGAGGUAUCUGCAAAUGAUGCGGUCACUAUCCGGAGUGUGGGAAAUACCAUUACUAUCCUGCCUACCAAGACGAAACCCAAGAAACUCUUCUUCCUCGGCUCUGAUGGACGCAAUUAUCCCUACCUUUUUAAAGGUCUGGAGGACUUGCACUUGGAUGAGCGUAUCAUGCAGUUCCUGUCCAUUGUCAACACAAUGUUCACCAAGGUCAACCAGCAUGAGCAGCCACGUUUCCACGCACGCCACUACUCUGUCACACCACUGGGCACCCGCUCAGGACUCAUCCAGUGGGUGGAUGGUGCCACACCGCUCUUUGGCCUCUACAAGCGCUGGCAGCAAAGGGAGGCUGUGCUGCAGGCCCAGAAGGCCCAGGACUCAUUCCAGCAACAACCCCAGCCAGUACCUCUGGUCCCUCGCCCCAGUGAGCUUUAUUACAGCAAGAUUGGGCCAGCCCUAAAGGCAGUGGGCCUCAGCCUGGAUGUGUCGCGACGGGACUGGCCACUCAAUGUGAUGAAAGAGGUGCUAAAGGAGCUGAUGGAGGCCACACCCCCCAACCUGCUUGCCAAAGAGCUGUGGUGCUCCUGCACCACACCCAGUGAGUGGUGGAGGGUCACUCAGUCAUAUGCGAGAUCCACUGCUGUUAUGUCAAUGGUUGGGUAUAUCAUUGGCCUUGGUGACCGUCAUCUGGAUAACGUACUGAUCGACAUGUCCACUGGAGAGGUGGUGCACAUCGACUAUAAUGUCUGUUUUGAAAAAGGAAAGAGCUUGCGGGUCCCAGAGAAAGUGCCUUUCCGAAUGACCCAUAACAUCGAGACAGCCCUGGGUGUCACUGGGGUAGAGGGCAUCUUCAGGCUCUCAUGUGAGCAGGUUGUGCAGAUGAUGCGGCGGGGCAGGGAGACUCUGCUGACUCUGCUGGAGGCCUUUGUCUACGACCCGCUGGUGGACUGGACAGCUGGGGGGGAAGUGGGAUUUGCCGGAGCGGUGUAUGGAGGAGGUGGACAACAGGCCGAGAGCAAGCAGAGCAAGAGGGAGAUGGAGAGGGACAUUACUCACUCUCUGUUCUCUUCCCGCGUGGCUGAGAUCAAGGUAAACUGGUUCAAGAACCGUGAGGAGAUGCUAGCUGUGCUGCCCCAAGUGGAGGAGGCAGUGGAGGAGUACUUGGCACUGCAGGAGAUGCUCUGCCAGGGAGAAAAGCUUCAGGCCAAGCUGCUAGAGGAGAUGGCCUUCCUGGAGGGAGCUGAGAACCGUCCUGACCACCUCAUCCUUACCCUAGAGCAAAGGUAUUCUGAGCAUACCCAGCUACAGACACGGCAGCGCACCGUGCAAGAGGCUAUCCAGGCCAAGCUGACUGACCUGGACCAAUGGAUCUCCCAAUACCAGGCAGCCUUCUCCAGUCUGGAGGCCACCCAGCUGGCCAGCCUGCUCCAGGACAUCAGCAGUCCUAUAGACCUCGGCCCUCCCAGCUAUGUGCCAGCCACAGCCUUCCUGCAGAAUGCGGGCCAGGCCCACCUGAUAAGCCAAUGUGAGGGGCUGGAGGCAGAGGUAGGCGCCCUAUUACAGCAGCGUCGUGGAGCUUUACGAGGCUGUCUGGAACAGCUGCACAGCUACGCCACAGUGGCACUGCUCUACCCACGAGCCACCCUACUGCGCCACCGGGCCCACCAGUGGAAGGCGUGGAUGGAAGAGCUGCUACGAGACAUGACAGUGGAGCAUUGCCAGCACAUCUACAGGCAGUACGAGGUCCUAUUUGCACCCCAGCCCCCUUCAACGACCUGCCAGUUUCUCUCGAGUGUGGAGCUGGCCCUUCAGCACCAGGCAGCAGAGACCAAUGCCCGUGUGGUGCGACAGGCAGAACGUUUCAAGGCUGAAGGCACCACUGUGCACGCCUGUGAGGAGCAGCUGCAAGAGAUUGACCGCUGCAUUGCCGUUUUCCUCCGGGAGAACGGGGAGCCAGGUUCCCUCAGUCUGGCAGGGAUCAUCACUUCAGCCUUGUGCACACUCACCAGGCGUAACCUGGUGAUGGAAGGCGCUGCUGCCAGUGCCGGUGAGCAGCUGGUGGAUUUAACAUCGCGCGACGGGGCCUGGUUCCUGGAGGAGCUGUGCACCAUGAGCGGCAACGUCAGUGCCCUUGCUACACUUCUGCAGCGCUGCCAGCUUCUACCCCACGACCUAGAGCUACUGGCCCCCACACACACCACCCAGGCUAUCUACUUGGCCAAUGCAGUCUACACCUGUCUGCAUGAACUGAACUCCAACUUCCGUCAAAUCAUUUUCCCUGAGGCGCUGCGCUGCAUGCUGAAGGGCGAGCCCACCCUGGAGGCGAUGCUGACGGAGCUAGAGCAACUAGUGGAGCAGUGCUCUGAUGGCCUCAGCUUGCAGAGUCUAGCUGAUGGCCUUUAUGCCAGCCUGCGCUCGGCUGCUAUGGGCCUGGACCAGGACUCUCACACUCACUGCCUCCAUAUCACCAGGAUGCUACGUGCACAGUACUCUGAACUGAUCCAGCCUCAUAGCAUGGACAGGCCAGGACAAGAUGCCCCCAAGAUGUCCGCUGGCCAGAUGCUGCUCGUGGCCUUUGAUGGCAUGUUUGCCCAGCUGGAGACGGCGUUCGGACAGCUUACUGAGAAGUUGAGUUCCCUUGAUGUGCCGUCAGCCUGGAGGAAGGUAGACGUAAUUAGGGAAGCACGGGGGACCCAGGUGCAUUUCUUUGACAGCCUGGCUCAGCGGCAAGUCCUGGAGGAGGUCUUCUUCCUCAAGAGGCUGCAGACCAUCAGGGAUUUCUUCAGGCUUUGCACCUCCUUUGCACAAACUCUUGCCGGAACCUGCCCUCCAUCAGCUGAGGACCCCUCUACUUCCAACGGGCCCAUGGUUUUGGGAAAGCCUCUGUAUCGGGGCGCUGGAGCUGCUGUAGGGUCAGGUGUGGCAGUGGUGAGCGAGGAGCAGAUGACAUGGCCCAUCAAGGCCUUCACAGCAGAGUUUGUGCGUCAGAUGUUGAUGGGGCUUCCUUCUCAGGCCCUCGGUCUGUCCCUCUGCAGUACCCUGUCUGCCUUGGGGCUGGAUGUUGUUGCCCAGGUGGAGGCCAAAGACUUUGGAGCUGAGAGUAAGGUGUCGCUGGAUGAGCUAUGUAAAAAGGCUGUAGAACAGAGCUUGGCGUCGGGCCGGGUCUCCCAGCUCUUGCUGAAUCGAGCCGCUGUGUUGGCCUCCUCAUAUGACACAGCUUGGAAGAAAGUGGACCUGCUCCGGAGGCUAGAAGCCAGCCUGGACGCAGCCAAGGUCAGCCUUCAAAGGACUCAGCUGCAUAUCACAAUGUUCCAGUGGCAGCAUGAGGAUGUGCUGGGGCCCAGGAGCCAGCCGUUGAGUGUCAGCCCUCCAUCUCGUUCCAUCAUCCUGAGCAACAUGAAAAAGAAGCUGUACAAGCUGAGUCAGGACGAGGCUGCCAUCGCAGCCAUUCAGGAGAAGCUGGCCUCACUAGAAGCCAGCAUCGAGCAGCGUCUGAAGUGGGCAGGGGGCGCCAACCCAGCACUAGCCCCUGUACUCCAGGACUUUGAGCUGACCAUUAGUGAGCGCCGGGCCAUGGUGGCUAGAGAGAACCAGCGCACCAGCCAGGUCACCUUCCUGUGCUCCACCAUCCUGAACUUUGAAGGCCUUCGCACACGGACCCCUGAGGCCCUCAACAUGGAUGCAGCUCUCUUUGAGCUGCUGAAGCGUUGCCAGCAGACCUGCUCCUAUGCUGCUCAAUUCAGCAGCACCGUGUCCCCGCUUGAGCUUCAGCUGCUGCACAGACUGAGCCCAGUGCUUGAUCUGCCCAUCGGCAGCCCCGACUGGCUGGUAUGUGCCCAGAAACAGCUUAACCAGGAGUUGAGUAGCCAGCAAGCGGCCCAAGAGGAGAGAGAGCAGCAGCUUGACACUUGUGGAGAGACCCUUCAGCUGCUCGUGGACUCCAUCAAGGGCAUUCUGUCCACACACAACAGACAGCUGGCUGACGUCAAGCAUCUGCUACGCGCCAUGGCAAAGGAUGAGGAGAAUGCAGUUUCAGAGGGCGAGGAGGUGGCCUACGAGGGCAGUGUGCGUCAGUUCCUGUUGGAGUACAAGGCGUGGCAGGACAAUGUACAGAUGGUGCUGUUCUCGGUGGUGCAAGCCACAGGCCAGCCACGCAGCCAGGAGCAACUGGAGCUGCUGCAAGAGAUACCCGUCACCCUGAAGGAGCUCCACACUCAGAGCCAGAGUGUGUAUAAUGGGCUGGUGGGCUUUGCAUCUCCACUGGUGACUGAAAGAGACGGUGAAUGUGCCAGCCCCAUUUCUACAGCGCAGACCAGCUUUGCCGCAGCGGUGCGAUGUAGCGGGAUGAAAACCCAGCCUGACUCCAUGUCACAGAAUGCACGCAAGGCCCUCCCUCGUAACCUGGGCACCCCAGCAGACACCCCACCCAGCACGUUACUGAUGACCAGCAAGGGGCUAAAUCCCAGUCCCAAGCGGGCCGUACGCGACCCCAAGACGGGACGAGCUGUCCAGGAGAGGAACUCCUAUGCUGUAAGUGUGUGGAAGCGGGUGAAAGCUAAGCUGGAGGGGAGAGAUGUGGACCCCAACAGAAGGAUGAGCAUAACUGAACAGGUGGAUUUUGUCAUCAGAGAGGCCACCAACAUGGAUAACCUGGCCCAGCUGUACGAGGGCUGGACAGCCUGGGUGUGAACGGGGUAUGCCACUUUAUCUCUUUGGUCCAGCAAAGGCUCAGAGAUCCACCAGAAUCCAGUGGGUCUGGGGGCAAAGGAGUCGCGCAGCACCCGUGCCACACAAUGGGGGGAGGUAGGGGGGAAGCGGAUGCCUAGACCACCCCAGCCCCCCCAAACUCCUGAGGCACCCAGCCUGAGGGGGCCCACCUCGUAGCAGCGCUGCAACCACCACUACCCCGCCCAUCAGCGAUCCAGCCAACACACCGCUCAGUGGAUCUGCAACCUGUCUCCUUUAUGGUGUUUGAAGGGGCAAAGGCUGCCCAGGAUGGGGGGAGGGGAAGGGAGCAAGGGAACCACAGAAUGUCAGACGACGUAGUUCCGUCACCCUUUGCUUUGAAUAACCUUCCCUCCUCACCUGCACAAUCCGCUAGCAGUGUUCCACCAAUAAUAAGAAAAUAAAUCACAGCGAUCCUGUCGACCAUACUAAACCACAAACACAACUGGGGAAUCCACUAGGAGGCAGAAUCGAGCAGGAUUAUGCAAGGACAUUGUACGUUUGCAGGCUUGGCCUUGUAUUUGCAGACUGCCCCUUUUUUUCUUUUUUUUUUAAAGAAGUACCCACCUGGGCAAAGCGUCACGUCGCCGGGUUCGGACUUUAUCCACAAGGCAGAAACUGCGGCUGAGAUUUACGGGGCGUCAGAUUGGCCAGUUGUUUAAAUCUUUCCUCCAACAGUGCGAUGGUUGGCCCACGGCAGAUCAGCAUGGGAUGUGAUUGGGCGGAUGUGAUGUGGAGUAGGGGUAGCAGAAUCCCACAGGCUAAAUGGACCCAUCUGAAGCCUAAGUUUAAAAAAAAAAUCUUUUAAGGGGGAAAUCGGUAUAAUCAAUAUUCUUGUUUCUCCUCAAAACUUGUAUCUCACAGAAACAAACUACCUAUUUCACACAUACUAAAGUAAUCUGUAUCGUCCAAUUUGGCAGAUGAGUGUCAAGUGAAGAUUGUUCUUGUGAGGAACACUUACUCCAGUUUUAAACGUUUAAAAAGAAACAAAAAAACAGCCUGUUCAGACAGGAUGUUUUUGAAGAUUGAUUUAAGCGAGGACACAAUGGAUCUGAGAGUUGACGGGUGACACACCACCAGAAAACCCACCUUCUCCUUUUUCUUCAAUGUGCAUCUUUAAUCUGCGUUGUGUUGUAAACUUUUCUCCCAAUCUCUACUUUAAAUAAGAGUAAAUUGCCUCCUUUUCUGACUUGCCUGUGAAAGCUGUCUUUCCUGAUAUGUAUUCAUCCUCCUUCCCUUGAUGCUUGCGUUUUAUUGAUGUUGACCUUCUAAUUUUACCUUUUUAUUUGGAGAAAUUAAAGAGAGCCAAGUGAUGUUUUGGUGAUGGUGCAAAUUGGUAUUUCUCAAAGAUUUUAUUGGAUUUUGUUUGCCUAAUAAAUGUGGAAUUAAGAGGU
Messenger RNA from Lampris incognitus (smalleye Pacific opah), 12608 nucleotides. RefSeq names its product SMG1 nonsense mediated mRNA decay associated PI3K related kinase (gene smg1). The transcript has 64 exons. Gene Ontology annotation, molecular function: protein binding; protein serine/threonine kinase activity. Lineage: Eukaryota; Metazoa; Chordata; Actinopteri; Lampriformes; Lampridae. The record is from RefSeq and is a predicted model, not a curated record. Gene Ontology annotation, cellular component: nucleus. Gene Ontology annotation, biological process: nuclear-transcribed mRNA catabolic process, nonsense-mediated decay; phosphorylation. Bases 97 to 11178 code for a protein of 3693 amino acids.